Messenger RNA from Magallana angulata, 1954 nucleotides. Its product is annotated as tetratricopeptide repeat protein 38-like. The transcript has 14 exons. Lineage: Eukaryota; Metazoa; Mollusca; Bivalvia; Ostreida; Ostreidae. Gene Ontology annotation, molecular function: protein binding. The record is from RefSeq and is a predicted model, not a curated record. Bases 111 to 1496 code for a protein of 461 amino acids.
GUAGUUUUGACAUGAACUGAUCUUCGUACUCCGCGUGACCCAAAUAAUAUAAACAUUGACAUCACGUCAAUCGUCAUCAUCAGUUAGAGCGCCUGUGAGGGUAUCCAACCAUGCGAACUCAUUGGGGAGAUUGCAAGGUUUGGGCCGACUAUGGCCUUCCCAUGUCUACCACCAGCAAUGAGGCCUGCAAGUUAUUCGACGCUUCACUAACACAGUCAUGUGGAAUGUAUAACGAGCCAUCAGUGGGUGGAAUUGAGAACAGCAUGAAACAAAUGCUGGCGAGUGAUCCAGAUUUUGUCAUGGGUCACGUGCUAAACAAUAAUUUGCAGCUGGGAGGAUCGGAGAAACCACUUCACUUAAACCCAGAGUUACAGGCGAAAAUCACCCAUUUGAAUUCAUUGAAAGAAAAAGUGCAAUCUAUCACAGAAAGAGAAAGGAGACACAUAGAUGCAACUAAUCUAUUUGCUCAAGGGAGGCGAUACGAAGCUAUCCAGACCUGGGAGGAUAUCCUGAUCGACUAUCCCACAGACAUGAUGGCCGUGCGGCAGGCCUUUCUAGGAAUGAUUAACAUGGGCCUAGCCCAGGAAAACAAGGACAUCCUGACGAGGAUAUUGCCGUACUAUGACGUCAAUACACCUGGAUACAGCACAGUGUUGGGAUGGCAAGCAUUUUGUUUGGAAGAAAACAAUCUCUACGAUCUCGCAGAGAAGACAGCUAGAAAGAGUCUGGAAUUGGAACGUUGUGAAACAUACGCCUCUCACACGCUCGCGCACGUGUAUCUGAUGCAAGGCAUGCACGACAAGGGGAUCGAGUUUAUGCUGUCCACAGAGAACGAUUGGAAUAAAUGUGCAUUUCUUGCGUGUCAUAACUACUGGCAUGUCGGACUAUUUCACGCAGAAAAGGGAGAUUUUGAUUCUGCAUUGGAAAUAUUUGACACACAGGUAGGAGUUAGAACACAAAAAUCCAAGAGCGAUUUCAAUUUCACGGAUGCGUCCCAUUUGCUCUACAGACUAAGACUGGAAGGAGUGAACGUUGGACAGAGGUGGUCAGUGCUGAAUGAGACGAGCGAUACCUACAUGUUUCAGCAUGGCAUCAUGUUCACCGAAGCCCAUCUCUUUUUAAAAAACGCUUGUGGUGACGAUAAGAGUGUAAGGGAAAAACAACUCCAGUCAUUGAAAGAAUACAUAAAGGAUAGUGGAACAUGGGACAACAAAAGUAUUGCAAAAGAAGUAGGCAUUCCAUUGUGUGAAGGAAUAUUGGCCUUUGAGAAUGGUGAAUACCAACGAGCUGUAGAAAUCCUGUAUCCUCUACGUUACAACGUUAUCAAAAUAGGCGGAAGCAAUGCCCAAAGAGAUGUGUUCAACCAGAUUCUGAUAAACGCCACCUUGAAGUCAACUGAUCCUAAACAUCAUAAAUUAGGAAGGAUGCUACUAAGCGAACGCCAAGUUGCCAAGAUGAGCGACAGCUGGACAGAGAGGAUGAUGGCUAAAUUGUAGCUGAACACGGAUGAUAAAUUUUACUUAAGAUUAAAAUAUUGACUGCUAUAAAUACCAAUGGAGUAACAUUUGUUGAGACUGAGUACUUGUUACAGUAAUGAAUACUCAGUCUCAACAAAUUCAAAAACUUAUGACACGCAUGAUCAAAAGCUAGAGUACGAAAUGAAUUCCGGUGUACUACUUAAUUUUGGUAAGAAAUUAAAAAAAAACAAAACUUCAAAUCAAUCACAAAUUGACUUAAAAUGGUAUUCAUGACCAUGAAAAUACAUGUUAUUACAUCUAAAUAAGAAUACGUUAACUUUACAGAAGUUUUGGCACAUGCUAGAUAAUUCUCCCUAACCUUUUUUACACUCUUUUGAUGUUUUUCUUUUUAAUGAAAAAAAAAUGUAUCAAGCAAUACAUUCGCUGUUUAACAUAUUUGUUUGUGGUUUGUUCGUCAACACAAUGCUUUAAUGAGA